UGGUGAACAAAGACAUAUUGCUCUCGUUACAUUUCACUUCCUCUCUGGUGAGACCUCUGCAGCAAACCAAGACGAAGACAUACUAACAUUUAAGAGUUUGAUUUACCCAUCACCAGACAACCAAAUCAGAAGCUGCUUUGCCUGGACCAGUCAAAAUGUCAUAUUCUGUGACAAAGGGUGAGGGGGUGAUGGUCUUCACUCUGACCUCUGACCCAGCAAGCAGCUGCCCAUUGCUGUGCCAGCUUCUUGGGACCUUGUUCUGCAGCCCUGCAUGUGCAGUGUCCGAGAGACUCAGGAAACUCCUGGGUGGCGCUCAGUCAACACUGGGGACAAUACAAAUCAUGGUGGGGCUGUUUACCAUUGCCCUUGGCACAAUAUUCCUCCAAACCUACAGUGGUCCAUAUUUCUUAUGGGCUAUUGGGGCCCCCUACUGGCUGGGUGCAAUGUUUAUUGUCUCUGGAAUCUUGUGUAUCCUGGCUCAGGGGUUUCCCAGCCCAUGCUUGGUAUUCCUAACUAUGAUGAUGAAUCUGGUGAGCGCAAUCCUGACUGUGGCUGGCUUCGUGUUCUACUUGGUGGAUGAGGGAGGGAGGGAGGACUGGAGGUGCCGAACAGAUAACGAGUAUAAUAGAUACGACCCCACCAAAAUGGAUUCCAUCGGCCAGAGUAACUUCGACAUUUGCGUGACCUAUAAGCCCCUGUUGUUGACUCUACAGAUCGGUCUGAGAGUCAUGCUGAUUGUUUUUGACAUACUCCAGUUCUGUGUCACCAUCAGUGCAGUUGUUCUGAGCAUAAAGGCACUGAAGAAGAAUAACAUGGGAAAGGACCCUGAUCUUAAGAGGUCAAUCCUGGAAGAGGAGACAGCCAAUCCAACAGUUUAGAGGAGGCCCCACCUCCUGGAAUAGGCGACGGCCAAUCCCACAUCUCAGAGGAGCGCCCACCUUUCCUGUCACUUCUUACCUAUCUCACUGUGUGUGGGCAAUGUGGGGUUCUUCUUUGGAAAGGCAAACCCCAAGCAAGCAUUUAGUUGGACACACUGAAAAUUAAUAAUCGCAGUUAAAAAGUCUGCAGGUAUUAACAGAAUAAACAACUAACAUGUCUGAACUGAGGUAAGCACAUAGUAAGGUAUACAGCAUCAACAUUUUUAAACAAAGCAUCAUGAUUCUGACAUUCAUGACUUCCAGAUACCAAUGUUUCUGCCAUUUUCAUGGCUUUUUUGUCAUUCAUGUACUGUCUUUUGUGUAGCUCUUGUUUGGUAUUGGUAAAGGUGGUAGAAUGGUGAUAAUGGGGUCUGUUUAUAACAUUCCCAUUCUUAAAUCCUUGCCGGCACUCCUUCAUUCACACCUCCAUUGAUUACCUGGACUGGGAUGCAGUCCCUGCCUUCUGUGGAGCCUUAAUUUGAUGCUUGGUGCAUCCCACUAAACACUUUGCCUGGGUUUCACUGUCAAAGUCUCCUUUUGAUUUUUUUUCUAUACAAUUUGCAUAUAUUUCCAGCUCCAGUUAGAAAUACAUGCUGAGUGACAUUUGCCUAUUUAUGACUUCUUGUGUUUAGACAGAUGUUCUCUAUUUUAAUCAGCAAAAUGAAAUACUCAUGGUAGGUGAUCUUGGGGUCUGAGCUUGUGGUACUCCUUCAGACAACUUUUAUCAUGGCAUGGUACACUUCAACAUUUAAAGUACAAGCCAUGUUAAUAACUUUUAAUACUUAUAUGUGUCAAAUUCUUAGGUGAACAACUGAAUGUUUCUGAACUUUCUCCUGAAAGCCUAGAACCAUACUGUCAUCCUCCAGUCUACAAUGUAAGACAGAUUAGCCACUAAAUGGAGCUUUUCAUCAGAGUGACUGGAAAUGAUACAAAUCCCUGCUAAAAAGAGGCUGCCUUUUUCCAGGAACAGCUUUUUGAUCAAACACACCAUGAAAAAUUUCUGAGUGUAUCUUGUGAAUAGUGACAAUCCAGAUCAGUUUGCCUAUAUGAUUCUUAGGGUCCUUCAAUGACCUGAGAGGUAUCAGUGGAAAAAAAGCUUUUUGGACAUUUUUUAAAAAUAUUUCUAGUAAGGCCAAUGUGUCAUUAAUUGGAGCAGGAGGGUUGGUUUCUAGGCUUAUGGGAUAUCCAUGAAAUUGCUCAGUCGUGUAUGUAAGCGCUAAACACAAUCAUAAACAUGUUUGUAAUUUGGGCCAAAAUGCUCAUUGGUAUUCAAGUCAAAUUUAAAAUAUGGAUUCAGCCAUUUUGUUCAAAUGGUGAUUUCUUCAAUUGCCCUUACUUUCAGACAAGAAAACAUUUGAGAGAAUAUUCUCAAUCUAGGCUGUUGUUGUCAUAAGUCUGUCAUCAUUUACAAAUGCUUAUAUUGUUUUAAAGCUUUUCAUGGACAAGCACACAUGUGCAAAAAAAAAACAAAAAAAAGAAACAAAACCCAAAAACUACAAAAAACAAAAACCUGACAUUUUUGAAGUGUUUGAAAGCUACUUCCCACUAAUGUUUUAAACCAAUCUGAACUGUGUAUGAAGUACUAAAUAAAAUCCUUUCAUG
Megalops cyprinoides (Indo-Pacific tarpon) is the source of this 2519-nucleotide messenger RNA. Its product is annotated as high affinity immunoglobulin epsilon receptor subunit beta-like. Bases 156 to 878 code for a protein of 240 amino acids. NCBI's taxonomy places the organism in Eukaryota, Metazoa, Chordata, Actinopteri, Elopiformes, Megalopidae. The record is from RefSeq and is a predicted model, not a curated record. Gene Ontology annotation, cellular component: membrane. The transcript has 7 exons.